AUGUCCGCAAACGAUUACUACGGAGGUGGCGGCGGCAGCGGCUACGGACACAACCAGCAGCAGCAGCAGCAGCAGCAGCAUGGCUACAACCAGGGCGGCGGCUACGCACCCCAGCAGCCCAGCUAUGCACAGGUAGGCAGCAUCCCGUCUCUUGUCUUCUUUCAUAGGUCAUCUAAUGCCGACUUUCGUAUCAAGGGUCAGCAGCAACAGCACGGCGGCUACCCCCCUCAGUCGCAUUCCCCGUACCAGCAGGGAGGCGGCUACAACGCCCCCCCUCAGCAGCAGCACGGAUACGGCGGACCUCAGCAACCGACCUACGCCCAGGGCGGCCAGCAUCAGCAGGGUUACGGCCAUGACGACAGAGGCAGCUCUCCCUACCCUCCUCAACAGCAGUACGACCAGCAAGGAUAUGCGCCCCCUCACGGCGGACAGCCACAAUACGGCGGCGGACAGCCCCAGUACGGUGGCCAACCUCAAUACGGUGCGCCCGGUGGCCCAGGCGGCCCCGGUCAGGACGAGCGCGGUCUCGGCGCUACGUUGAUCGGUGGCGGGGCAGCCGGAUGGGCGGCAAACAAGGCUGGCGGCGGUCUACUCGGCACACUCGGCGGUGCUAUCGUAGGGGCCGUUGGUGCCAAUAUGCUGGAGAACAAGUUUGAAAAGAAGCAUAAGAAGGACAAGAAGCACAAGAAGGACAAGCACCGCAAGCGCAGCGGGAGCUGCAGCUCGAGCUCAAGCAGCGACUAA
Messenger RNA from Colletotrichum graminicola M1.001, 744 nucleotides. Its product is annotated as nitrogen starvation-induced glutamine rich protein. The coding region runs from base 1 to 744 and encodes 247 amino acids. The record is from RefSeq and is a predicted model, not a curated record. The transcript has 2 exons. Lineage: Eukaryota; Fungi; Ascomycota; Sordariomycetes; Glomerellales; Glomerellaceae.